Molecule: messenger RNA, 3225 nt
Organism: Aedes albopictus (Asian tiger mosquito)
Lineage: Eukaryota; Metazoa; Arthropoda; Insecta; Diptera; Culicidae
Gene: stmA
Product: protein EFR3 homolog cmp44E
Exons: 4
Coding region: 505-2982 (825 amino acids)
Biological process (GO): protein localization to plasma membrane
Cellular component (GO): plasma membrane
Source: RefSeq, a predicted model, not a curated record
ACCGACCGCGCUUCAAUGUGCAAUGCCGGACUGCGCAUGACGUGAAUUCGCGAGUGGGUGAAAUUUGUUUCUUCUAAACAGAACUUUUCCUUUUCGGACCACCAGGAGUGUUAUUAUGAAACGAAAAAGUUGAAUUUUGAACAGGUUUUCUGUAGUGAAAUUGUAAAUAGGCUUGCAAGUUAUACCAAAAAGUUUAAACAAAGUUUCAAUUGAUAAGUGUGAUAGUGUAGGAUAGCAGUGCUUCUAACAAGCUCAGAAUUGAAUCUCUGCAAAGCUUCAAAAAUCGAUCUCAAGGUUAUUUAUAGAGCAACUCUAGUCAAAUUUCCAAAGUUUUCCUUCGGGUACAAUCACCAAAGUUCGAUAAUAUUCAAAUUUUCCCAAAUACUCAAAUUAAACGUUCGACUAUGAUAUUAUGAAAAAGUCAAUACAUAGGAGUAGCAGAUUCACUUGAACUCGAAGUUAUCUUGCACAAGUCAUAAAAAUAAUCUCGCCGAACCAAAAAAAAUGUCGAUGAUAAGAUGCUGCUUCGAACCGGUGGAGAUGCCCGAGUUCCUGGAUUCAUUCGUGAAAAAGUGCACCGAAGGAUGUUGUUGUGGUUGCUGCUCGGCCCUCCGGCCUCGCUACAAGCGGCUGGUGGACAACAUCUUUCCGGUGAAUCCGGAGGAUGGGCUGGUCAAGUCGAACAUGGAGAAGCUGACGUUCUACUCGUUGCGCUCGCCGGAGAAGCUGGACCGAAUCGGGGAGUAUUUGUACCAGCGGGCUUCGAAGGACAUCAACCGGAAGCGGUACAAGUUUGUGGAGAUUGCCAUGGAGGCUAUGGAUUUACUGCUGAUGGCGUGCCACGCGCAGAUUUUGAAUCUGUUUGUGGAGAGCUUUCUACGGAUGGUCCAGAAACUGAUGGAGGACGUGAACCCGACGUUGCAGAUCAUGGCCACGAACUCGUUCGUGCGGUUUGCGAAUAUUGAAGAGGAUACUCCGUCGUACCAUAGAAGGUACGAUUUCUUCAUCUCGAAGUUCAGCUCGAUGUGCUACGGGAAUAGCGACGAUCUGGAAUUGAGGGACAGUAUUCGGAUGGCCGGAAUCAAAGGUUUGCAGGGAGUAAUCAGGAAAACGGUGUCAGAUGAUUUGGUGGAGAAUAUCUGGGAGAAGCAGCAUAUGGAGAAGAUCGUUCCUUCGCUUCUGUUCAACAUGCAAUCGGCCAGUGGAAGCAAGGCUGUGGAUCAAGAAGCGACUCCUUCGACGCCGCCGGUUCUGGCCGAAUCAGUAUUAAGAGAACUAGUUUCUAGGGCUUCGUUCGGACAUAUCAGGGCGGUGCUGAAGCCACUGCUGACACAUUUGGACAAUCACAAACUGUGGGUCCCGAACCGGUUCGCCAUUGAUACCUUCCGGAUUGUGAUGAUCUCGAUCCAGCCGCAGUAUUCCUACACGGUCGUAGAGACCUUGAUGUCCCAUCUGGACCAGAAUCUUGCAUCAUCUCCCAAAACACGAACCUCCCUGGCAGUUGUCCUUUCCAAGAUCAUUGCCAUCGCAGCGGGCGAAAGCGUUGGACCAUCCGCUCUGGACAUCAUUAACAAUCUCCUGACUCAUCUCAAGACCUCCGUUAGCACCCAGCACGAAUCCACACCAGAAGAGACCCAAUACCAGGAAGCUCUCAUCAACGCCCUCGGAGAGUUUGCCAACCAUCAUCCAGACUAUCAGAAGAUCGAAAUCAUGCUGUUCAUCAUGAACACCGUUCCGGAUCCCACCAAGAAAAACAAAGGUGAUCAGCUCCUGCAAAGCAUUCUUCUGAAAUCGCUCCUCAAAGUCGGAACCCAAUACCGGACGGUAUCCUUUGAAAAAGCCUUCCCGGUCUCCUUCCUUCAGCCGCUUCUGAAAAUGGCCCGGGCUGCCUCCGUCCCGAUCCGGGUCAUCGUGAUGCAAAUCUUCCAACAACUGCUGGACCGCCAUCAGAAUCAGCAUCUGCUGAACUCCCUCUCGGUCAGCCACUAUCCCACACUGACGGUGGAACAAGCGUCCCGCUCGGAUAUCCUCUUCACGCACAAGUACGGAGCGGGCAUUCUGCAAGCCAUUCUGGACGGGAUGUCCCAAGAGAAUCACAUGGAAGUGCUCAAAUCGUCUUACAAUACGGCCGGGCUGAUGGUCGUCGAGUUGGCCUGCAGCGAAACGGUGCAGGAGUUUUUGCUGUUUGUACUGAGCAUCCAACAGGUGGCGGUAGCCGAAGUGGAACUAUCGCCAAAGCACCGCUGCAAUCUUCACAGCAUCGCCAUCACGUUGCUGAUCCUGAUUGGCCGCUGCACCGGCAUCGGACCCCUCGUCGAGUACGCCGAAAAAGUCAUUCAGUCUCGCAUGGAGGACGCGUCCUAUCUGUUGCCUCCGUUGCUGGAUAAUGAAAAACCUGCUCCGAGCACUCUCAACACCAAUCAACCCCAUUUGAUGAUCGACAAGCUGGCCGUGGCGGAGUGUCUCCAGCAGGCCGGUCUGGAGCACAACCGAGUCCAAACGGGAACCCCAUACUCGCUGAACCAGACGGACAUGUCCGCUCAUCGGCACUCGUGGGUCGACACCAGUGCCGCCCGCAACAGCAUCGUGGACGCCAACUACGACGCCGAAUCGGUCAGUAGCUCACCCGGAGUCCAGAAGCGCAGCCUCCCGGUGGACUUCAAUUUCGAAUCGAUGAAACGGGUCCUGGCGGAACCGACCGAGGCCAACAAGCGGGAAGCGCGGGAGAAGCAAGCGGCCAUCGGGCGCACGUUCCGCGAAACGGCAUUCGAGGACUUGGUGCGCCGGACGGAACCGCAGCACGACGUGCUGCAGAACAAGCUGAACGAAAUCUUCAACUCGCUGUCGGCCGAGCGGCAGAUCAAUUGCGGGAACCAGCUGAUGGCCGCAGCCGGUGCAACCGUGGUGGAUGGAGCGAACAGCAAGAUGAACCAGCAACGGCCCAUCUACGAAAACAAUUUCCCGGAAUUGUUCUUCUAUUGAAGUGAAGUUAUAGGGUGAAGGUGUGAUGAUAUCCGUUUGUCAGUGGGAGUGGAAUAUUGUUUUAAUUUUGUUAACUUUUGUGGUGUAUUUAUUGCUGUUAGCUAGUCGGGAUGGGAAGGGGAUCGAACGCGUUCAUAAGAUAUUAGUCGAUUUAGUAAAUUUCAUCUAUAGACGUUGAAAGGUUUAUUAGACUUCGGAUGAAUGUCCCAUAAUAAAGUAUUCUAUGCUUAAUAUAAAAUCCAA